Molecule: messenger RNA, 2944 nt
Organism: Salvia miltiorrhiza (redroot sage)
Lineage: Eukaryota; Viridiplantae; Streptophyta; Magnoliopsida; Lamiales; Lamiaceae
Product: pentatricopeptide repeat-containing protein At5g11310, mitochondrial
Exons: 5
Coding region: 57-1781 (574 amino acids)
Molecular function (GO): protein binding
Source: RefSeq, a predicted model, not a curated record
UUUUAGAGGCUUACUCCAUUUAACAUUCCCGCCAACCGUCGCCGGAAAAUUCAGUCAUGAGCUUCCGCCGCUGUCUAGCCACCGCCGCCCACCACCGCAGACACCUCGCCGCCGAACCAACCUUUUCGAUCCCCAUCCCGCCACUUGUAAAGCGGAACCCUCCACAUCCACUUACUCCGCCGCCCGCUCUAAAACCUAGCGCCGACGACCCAACCUCCGCCCGCAUUUCCGAACUCCUCCACAAUCCGGCCCUACAGCCCGGCCCCGACCUCGAAAAGGCCCUCUCCGCGGCGGAAAUCAAUCCAACUCCGGCUCUUUUACUCGGAAUCUUCAAAAAAUUUGAUUCCAGUCCGAAACCCCUGUUCACGCUAUUCAAUUGGGCCCGGAAGCGGCCCGAUUACGGAUUCUCCAUCGACGUUUUCAAUGCCAUGGUUGAUUCUCUCGGCAAAGCCCGAGAAUUCGACUCAGCUUGGUGCGUUAUACUUGAUCAGAUUGGAGGAGAUCCCAGCGAAAGACCUAAUUUCGAUACUUAUGUUAUCAUGAUUAGGAGAUACGCACGCGCAGGACAUCCAUUUGCAGCCAUUCGAACAUAUGAAUACGUAUGCAGUUUGGAUUCGUUUCACGAUUCAAAUGCAGGAAAGAAUCUGUUAGAGACUCUGUUGGAUUCUUUGUGCAAAGAAAGGCAUGUUAGGAUAGCCUCAAACUAUUUGGACACGUGCAUAAAGAAAGAUCCGAGCUGGUCGCCUUCUGUUAGGACCUACAAUGUUUUGCUACACGGGUGGCUCCGUAUAGGGAAGCUCAAACGAGCUGAGCGGAUCCGUGAGCAGAUGAGGAAGGUGGGUGUUGAGGCGAAUGUGGUCACAUAUGGGACCCUUGUUGAAGGGCUUUGUCAGAUGCGCCAACCUGACAUGGCACUGGAGUUAGUUGAUGAGAUGAGGGCGGAGGGAGUCGAGCCCAAUGCAAUCGUGUAUAACCCCAUAAUUGAUGCAUUGGGAGAAGCUGGCAGGUUGAAGGAGGCGUUGGGGAUGCUGGAGAGGCUCUCGGUUUUGGAAACGGGGCCCACUCUAUCCACGUAUAACUCAUUGGUGAAGGGCUUCUGCAAGGCCGGGGAUCUCGUAGGGGCUGGAAAAGUCGUUAAGAUGAUGAUGAAUGAUAAGUGUUUCCCCACCAUCACGACGUAUGGUUAUUUCUUCAAGUUCUUGUCGAAGGUAGGGAAGACCGAAGCGGCCUUGGACCUCUAUAAUCAGAUAAGCAAAUCGGGGUAUGAUCUGGAUCGGUUUACGUAUCAUCUGCUGGUGAAGAUGCUGUGCAGGGACGAGAGGCUGGACCUUGCGACGCAGGUUGCAAAGGAGAUGAGAGCUAGGGGAGUCGAUCUGGACCUGGCUGCUAGCACCAUGCUCAUCCAUUUGCUGUGGAAGUUGCAGAGAUACGACGAGGCUGUGUUUGAGUUCGUGGACAUGUUCCGUAGGGGCAUUGUGCCUCAGCAUCUCACGUAUCAGAGAAUGACCGAUGAUUUGGAGAGGCGGGGGAUGACUAAAACGGCGCAUAAGCUUCAUGAUCUGAUGGCGUCUGUUCCUCGCUCGACAAAACUGCCUAACACGUACAAGGGGUCACAGGAGCGGAGAGUGUCCAUCAUGAAGAGAGCUGAGUCGAUGUCUCAGAUCUUGAAGACGUGUAAGAGCCCGAGCGAGCUUGCCAAGAACAGAUAUAAGCCGGAGAGCGCUGUGGUGAGCGCGCAGAGGUUGAUCGACCAUAUUCAGAGGAAAGCCAGCUUGAGGUGAAUCAGAAACUGGAAAUGCUCUUCUCCUUAACAUGAAAAGAGAAGAACUUUUGCUGCUUCAUCAACAUUUUUCUAUGGCAUUCCAAAAUGUGGAUGUUAAAGCAGAAGUCAAGAAAAUUCCAAUAGAGUGAACAAUGAUUGAAUGCAAUUUGUGAAGAAAAAUCUGAGGCAAAAAAUGCAGGAAUAUUCUACUUUUCAUCAUAUGAAUAUUUGACUUGUGUGAAAUACUUUAAAACAAUUAUUUUUCAAAGAAUUAAAAUGGUCACUCAUGAAAUUUAUAAUAGCAAAUAGUUUCUCGUGUUGAAUGUCACUAAAAUAAAAUGAACAAUUAUUACAUAAAAAUAUAAAAUUUAUAAUAAUGACUAGGAUAAAUAAAAAGAUUUUCACUAUUCUAUCAUAAAAUACAAAUGCUUUUUAUACGAUAAUCCUUUUACCAUUAAUUUUAGGAAAAAAAAAUACUCUCUUCAUCCACAAAAAUAGAUUCUAAGAGAGAGCAACACAAAUUUUAAGAAAAAAUAAUUAUUUAGUUAUUGAGUGGAGAAAAAGUCUCACAAAUUAAAAGAAAGUAAAGAGUGUUAAUGAGAGAAAGCUCUCACAAAUUAAAAAGUGAUAGGUUCAUAAAUAAAUAAAUAAAUAAAAAUAAGACGUAUUUCCAUGAACGAAUGAAAAUAAUAAAUUAUGAUCUAUUACUCAAAACCAUAACAGUAAACAGUUACACAAUAGUAAUUAAUACUUCCUCCGUCCGCCAAGAUUAUUUAAAAAUUACUAUAUCGGGCGUCCACCAAAUUAGUCACGUUCUUUACGGCCACUUGACUACCAUUCGCUGUAAUCACUAUUGUAUAGAAUCUUAUUUAUAAAACGCACACAAAUGCAACUCAAGCACCCAUCCCUAAAAUGGUGGGACCCUUUCUCCACUACAUCAAAAUCAUCACAAAUUUUAUUAAAUCUUGUGCCCAAAUAAUUUUACAAAAAUAUAUUAAACCUAAACUAUAUAAGAGAGAGAGAGCAGUUCAUAAAAAUAAAAAGUUUACUAGGAGAGAGAGAACUGAAAAGAUACUAUUAAUAAAAGAAGAAAGCACAUCUGUAUCUGUGAAUGCCAGAAAAAUACUUUUCCUUUUUAGUGCUCUCCCUCUCUCACCUUCAAAAAAAAAAAAAAACAGAAAA